Messenger RNA from Kalmanozyma brasiliensis GHG001, 999 nucleotides. Its product is annotated as Nucleoside phosphorylase domain protein. Gene Ontology annotation, molecular function: uridine phosphorylase activity. The transcript has 4 exons. The coding region runs from base 1 to 999 and encodes 332 amino acids. The record is from RefSeq and is a predicted model, not a curated record. Gene Ontology annotation, cellular component: cytosol. Gene Ontology annotation, biological process: uridine catabolic process. Lineage: Eukaryota; Fungi; Basidiomycota; Ustilaginomycetes; Ustilaginales.
AUGAAGGACGUGCUCAGCAACGCCAACUUUCCCCAAGACGCCCAGGGGCGCACCUACCAUGUCGCAACAUGUGCCGGUCAAGUAGCCAACCGAAUCAUCACGGUCGGCGAUCAAGUGCGCGCGCACCGCAUCGCCAAAUCCUUCGAUGGUGGUGCACCGCUAUUCACCUUCAACUCGCAGCGCAACUUCCUCACGCUCACAGGCACCUUCCACGGCGUCCCCAUCUCCAUUGUCGCGAUCGGCAUGGGCUUCUCGGUGGUCGACUUUUUCGUCCGCGAGUGCCGCGCCGUGGUGGAGGGCGAGAUGAUCAUUGUCCGUCUCGGCUCGUGCGGGUCGAUGCAGCCCGAGUAUGGCAUCGGAACGGUGGUGGUGCCGAAAGCGAGCUUCGGGAUCAUGAGGAACUAUGACUACUUUCAUCAUGAUACGAGCGCGGAUGAGCGCAGAGCGGGGGCGUUGGAGCCGUACAUCAUCACCAAGCCUUUGGACGCGGACGCCGAGGUGCACGAUGCCUUGCUGGCCGCGCUCGAGGCCGACAAGCCCGCAGUGAAAGCCAAUCUGUUCGAAGGUGGAGAAGCCAAGGCCGUGGGUAAUACGGUCAAUGCCAGCGCAGACAGCUUCUAUGGCAGCCAGGGUAGAAUUGAUCCGGCUUUCGUCGAUGCCAAUGCCAACUUGAUCGACGUGAUCCGCGAAAGGAGGCCCGGUGUCGCGACGUUGGAGAUGGAAACCUUCGUGCUCAACCACCUCGCUGCCGCAGCGAACGACGCGAUCGAGCUGGCCGAGAAGAACGGACAGACGCCCGUGCACAAGGGUAAGAUCCGAACAGGCGCCAUUCAGAUGAUCUUCGCAAACCGCAAUACGUCGGCGUUCAUCUCUCCGGAGGAGUGCGAGACGCUCGAACACUGGGCCGGCAAGUCGGUCCUCGAUGCUCUGGCCAGCAUUGAGAUCCCCAAAGAGAGACUGCACCCGCACGGCGUGUGGGACACCGCUGCAUCUUCAUAG